Notothenia coriiceps (black rockcod) is the source of this 618-nucleotide messenger RNA. Its product is annotated as globoside alpha-1,3-N-acetylgalactosaminyltransferase 1-like. The transcript has 6 exons. Gene Ontology annotation, molecular function: hexosyltransferase activity. Bases 1 to 600 code for a protein of 199 amino acids. Lineage: Eukaryota; Metazoa; Chordata; Actinopteri; Perciformes; Nototheniidae. The record is from RefSeq and is a predicted model, not a curated record. Gene Ontology annotation, cellular component: Golgi apparatus; membrane; vesicle. Gene Ontology annotation, biological process: carbohydrate metabolic process.
AUGGGUCCAUCAAAGUUGGAAAAGGGCAUUUUGAAUUACAUUAUACAUUUCGUUGCUCUUUUUUUUAGACUGAAAUAUGCUCAGCCAAGCACACUGAAAGGACGCACAGAUGUGAACGCAGUCACAAACUGGAAUGCUCCUCUGGUUUGGGAGGGGACCUUUGAUCCAGUGGUUAUCGAUGCUAUAUACAAGAAAAUGGACCCACGAGUGGCUGUGUUGGUGUUUGCUGUUGGCAAAUACACACGUUUCUUGAAGGGCUUCCUUGAGUCGGCCGAAAAGUAUUUUCUUGUUGACUUCAGGGUCACUUAUUACAUCUUCACAGACAACGAAAAAGAGGUCCCCAAAAUUAAACUAGGUAGGGGCCGAAAUGUCGCAGUUGUCCCCAUCCCUGGAGUCAAUCGCUGGCAGGAAGUAGUACUGGGCAGGAUGAAAUGGGCCACCAUCACCAUUGACAACCAGAUCCGUAAGGAAACAGACUAUCUUUAUAUGAUGGACAUCGACAGCGUCUUUCACAACCGUUUCGGAGCAGAGUCUCUCAGUCGGCUGUCUGCUGUUCUUCACCGUGGCUACUACAAGGUUUCCCUCUUUUUUUUCCUAUAGAUUAACGGCUAACUUUAU